GCCACCAACGCCCACCCAUCCACCCGCCUGCCGAGUCGAUCGAUCCAUCCAACCGCCCCCGCUCGAGAUCGCAGCCGCUGUGCCAGUGCACACGGGCGCUGUUGCGAGCGCGUCGCAGCCGAGGGGCCCCGGCCGACAAUCCCUCGAUCACCUCAACGUCCCCUGCCGCUGCCCGCGCGCUACGAUCCAAUCCUCAUCCCGAUAUAUACCACGCCGGCCGCCACCGCGAGCUAGCGGUAGUUGUGGUAGCCUGUAGCUGAGCUGCGUCUACGCAGGAUGCUGCAGGAGCUGGCGCCGUGCGCGUGCGGGGGGUUCUACGCCGGGGGCUGCGGCGGCCGGUGCGCGGGCGCCGCCGCCUCGGCCUUCUCGAUGCUGUUCCCCGCGGGGGCGGAUCAGUGCUACUACUACAAGGAGGAGGACGACGGGCCGCCCUACGGCGGCGGGCCGGUCGACUGCACGCUGUCGCUCGGCACGCCGUCCACGCGCCGGGCGGAGGCGGGCGCGGGCGGCCACGCGCGCGCAGCAGGCGGCGGCGGCGCCCCCUGCAAGGACUCGUCCGGCCGCGGCUCGCCGGCGCGGCGGUGCGCCAACUGCGACACUACGUCGACGCCGCUCUGGCGGAACGGGCCUCGGGGACCCAAGUCCCUGUGCAACGCCUGCGGGAUCCGGUACAAGAAGGAAGAGCGGCGCGCCGCGGCGGCCGUCGCGCCGGCGCCUGAGCCGCAGGAGUACGCGUGCGGCGGCUACGCGCGGCAGCACCAGCACCAGCAGCCGCCGCAGCCGCAGUGGGGAUGCUACGGCGCGGCCGCGGCCAAGUCGGCGUCAUUCGGGAUGUACGGCGGCGACGUCGUCGACGCCGCGGCGGACGGGCCCUGCCUGUCGUGGAUGCUCAACGUGAUGCCCUCCUCGCCGGCGUUCGCCGUCCGGGAGAGGCCCACCCUGUUCCAGUACUACUAGCGCUAGGCUACUGACGACAGUAGUAGUAGUAACCUUUUGUAUCACCAGCUUAAUCAGUUUAGCGAUGAGAUCACCACAACUACAAAGCUGCAUUGUACUGCUAGUGCUAGACGACCAACAUGUAGGUUUGGAAGUGAAGCCCGCGUGCCAAACUACCCCUUCUCUAGAUUUCGUCUGCGACUUAACUAACAGUACUUUUCACUGUUCGGUAA
Molecule: messenger RNA, 1169 nt
Organism: Panicum virgatum (switchgrass)
Lineage: Eukaryota; Viridiplantae; Streptophyta; Magnoliopsida; Poales; Poaceae
Product: GATA transcription factor 15-like
Exons: 2
Coding region: 277-957 (226 amino acids)
Biological process (GO): flower development; regulation of DNA-templated transcription
Molecular function (GO): DNA-binding transcription factor activity; sequence-specific DNA binding; zinc ion binding
Source: RefSeq, a predicted model, not a curated record